Funneliformis geosporum is the source of this 1119-nucleotide messenger RNA. The record is from the annotation of a GenBank genome assembly. Lineage: Eukaryota; Fungi; Glomeromycota; Glomeromycetes; Glomerales; Glomeraceae.
AUGAAAUCUCAUAUAUUUUUAACAAUCAUUUUAUUUGCCAGAUUUGUUCGCGGCUCACCUUUAUCCUCCCCUCCUCCUGUAAAUGAUGAAGCAAUAAUAGAUGUCAAUUUAGAUAAUGGUUUAAGAGACCUUUAUAUCGUGUCUGGAGUUUCUUUACUUUUUUUACAAUUAAAUUGGAUCGGAAGUUUAUAUAUAUUUUAUCGUACAUUCAUUAAAUGGCGCAGUAGCACUUGUAAUGCCAUUCCCCUGUCACUAAGGUUUCCAUUUUAUAUCGCUAUAACCGACUUUGGACUUGCCGUCCCACAUACAAUUAAUAUUGCAUACACAAUGAUUUAUAAACGUACAUUAUCAUCACCAACUUGUGAAUUCUUUGGUGGAUUAAUGAAUACAUUUCUUUUACUUAAUUUAUUGAUGAUUGGAUUUAUUGCAAUAACGACUUGGUUGCGAGUAGUACAAGAAAUUUCAUUUAAUUUCGGAAAAUAUGAUUACAAGUUAUGGGCAAUAAUCAUCGGGAUAGCUUUAACGUUGGAUUGUGUUUCAUUUGGUGAAUUCGGCGCAAGUAAAUAUUGGUGCGCAAAUAUACCAAAAAGUAAAAUAAUUCCGGGAAUUCUCCUAACUUUUAUAAUAUUCAUAUUGGCUACAAUUUUGAUUUUAUAUAUACACAUUCUACUAAUUAUUAAAAAUAUCGAAAUCUUAUCUAUUAAUCGUGAACAAACUGGCAGGAUAAAUUCAAUUGAAAAUCAGGUUACUUUGAAAAUUUUUAGAUACAUAUUAAUGUUUUUGUUACAAUAUAUUCCAAUUUUGAUUUAUUGUCUUGGUACCUUAUUACAGAUGGAUCAUAUUUUAAUACAUGCGAUAUCAUCAACAGCAAUAAAUUUCGGAGCAAUAGGAAAUGUCAUUCAAUACAUUAAAAUUGAAGGAUGGUCAUUUACGUCAAUGUCAAGUUUAAAAUCUAUUAUCACAAUGACUACAUCAUUAUUGUCUAAACAAAAUACUCCUAUUUUUCAAGCAAAGAAGAACAAUAAUUCAAAAAAAGUUGAUUUUAAAGACGAUAAUAUAGAAUUGCAUGAUAUUGUUGAUUCUUUUAAUAUAAAUAUUGCUAGUAGUGAUGAUGAUUAA